This is a messenger RNA of Rhipicephalus sanguineus (brown dog tick), 2806 nucleotides long. RefSeq lists its product as uncharacterized. Gene Ontology annotation, biological process: retrotransposition. Gene Ontology annotation, cellular component: ribonucleoprotein complex. Gene Ontology annotation, molecular function: single-stranded RNA binding. Lineage: Eukaryota; Metazoa; Arthropoda; Arachnida; Ixodida; Ixodidae. The transcript has a single exon. The record is from RefSeq and is a predicted model, not a curated record. Bases 35 to 1429 code for a protein of 464 amino acids.
GCACGGCGAAAACUCAAGAAGCGGACCAUUAACCAUGCGUCCCGCAUUCUUGUUCCAGAUGGCUUUGCUGCCGAUUGUCGCUGCUUCUUGGACACCGCCGAAUCGUACCUGCGCUUCGCAUGCUUAUGGAACAAGCGACAACUUCACGGAAUUUGCCAUCAACUGGACCUCGUGUCUUCGACAGGAUAUCGGCAGCGCAUGCGUGACAUCGGCCAGUUCAACGCAUAUAAAAGAACAGCUUCAAAUCGGAUUCUUCAGUGGGCACGGCGAAAACUCAAGAAGCGGACCAUUAACCAUGCGUCCCGCAUUCUUGUUCCAGAUGGCUUUGCUGCCGAUUGUCGCUGCUUCUUGGACACCGCCGAAUCGUACCUGCGCUUCGCAUGCUUAUGGAACAAGCGACAACUUCACGGAAUUUGCCAUCAACUGGACCUCGUGUCUUCGACAGGAUAUCGGCAGCGCAUGCGUGACAUCGGCCAGUUCAACGCAUAUAAAAGAACAGCUUCAAAUCGGAUUCUUCAGUGGGCACGGCGAAAACUCAAGAAGCGGACCAUUAACCAUGCGUCCCGCAUUCUUGUUCCAGGUUAGUUUUGUAGGUUCAUACCGUAGUGAUGAAAGAGGUGUUGUUGUCGUGCCGUGCCCACGGACUUUGAUUGCUUUGGCGUACGAAUGCUUCGAUGUGUGCAAAUUGCUACUUUGUGGUGAUGUGGAAUUGAAUCCAGGCCCUACCAAUGCUGAAAUGCUCCAGACGCUGAUACAGGGCCAGCAGGCUAUUAGGGAUGAUUUAGCAGAGCUUAAAAACCGGUUGGAAGUUGCUGAGAAAAGUGUUAGCUCUUUCUCGACCCGAAUGACCAAAUUAGAAACAAAUGUAAGAGAAAUAGCCCGGAAAAUGGAUAAUUUUGAAACUCUUAACAAUUCGGUUGAAAAAAUUCAGCAAACACUCAUGUUGCAGCAGGAAAAGCUUACAGAGUUAGAAGACCGGAGUCGGAUGUCGAAUCUUGUUGUGUUUGGCAUAGAUGAGCGAGCGAAUGAAACGGAGAAUGUUCUACGGCAGAAAGUAAUAAAAGAGGUGUUCGAGGAUAGGCUCGGCGUAAAGUGCUUGUCUGUUGCUAGAAUUCACCGUUUGGGAAAACGUCCUGGAAAACGACCUGUAAUCCUGUUUUUUCAAAAUUAUACGGAAAAACAGGAAGUGCUGCGGAACUGCAAAAAGCUGAAGGGAACACAAAUUUCCGUACAAAAUGACUUUUCUGCUGACACGCUAAGAAAACGAAAACUGCUAUGGCAAAGCGCGAAAGUCGAAAAAGAGCAAGGCAAGAGGGUUGCGCUAGUGAAGGAUAAAUUGCGUGUUGAUUCACAGUUCUACGCAUGGGAUGAUGUUUCGAACACGCGUGUCGUUGUUCGUUCUGGGAAAGAUCCUACACAAACAGCGUAGCUUUCACAGUCUGCAUUUAAGAACCUGCGUGUGUUCUCUUUCAACGCAAGAAGCAUUGUGAACAAAGCGGAUAAGUUAGAACUAUUGCUUUUGACGUACGACCCUCAUGUGGUUGUUAUCACUGAGACUUGGUUGCAUGAUGGUGUACGAGAUGACGAAAUUAUUCCCCCCGGCUAUCAGAUGCACAGGCGUGAUCGAAGCACACGUGGUGGAGGAGUUGCAGUUAUUUGUAAACUUGGUAUUGAUGUAUGUUUGAUCAAUCAGAUUGCCGACCACGAAAGCCUGUUCCUCAACGUCACUGUAAAUGGUUUAACCUUUAUGCUUUGUGUUGUUUAUAAAGUCCCGGAAGUAUCAGAUUCUUUUCUUGAACAGCUCUACGACCAUCUCCUUUUAAACCGUACACGUCACAUCAUGAUUACAGGUGACUUCAACCUUCCAGCUAUUAAAUGGAAGAACUUAGCUUACGGGCAAUCUAAAUCGAGUGAUGUUGUUUUAGACGCAAUGUUGGCUCUGAACCUUGACCAAAUUGUCUGUGAACCUACGCGCAAUAGUGCUGUCUUGGACUUAUUUUUUGUAAGCGAUAUCUUUUUAAAUGGUGUUAUCACAGUUGAAAAAGGAGUGUCAGGUCACAGCCUAUUGUUUUUCUCUUGGCCUUAUCGAUGCUCUGUAGCGCGUUCGAGUACAAAUUCAGUGGACGUCAAAGAUUUUGAUCGCGCUGAUGAUACAUCAAUCACAGACUACUUAGAGAGUGUACUAAGCUACAGCACGCACGAUGAUGUCCACGCAUUAUGGAUGCGAUUUAAAAGUGCAGUCUGGUUCUCCAUUCAGCAGUUUGUCCCGUCCCGGAAGCUACGCAAGAACCGUAAACACCCAUGGAUAUCUCGGGAGAUUAUCCACAUUAAACGCAGAAUCAAGCGACUUAGAAAGCGUAAAAACGUAGCACCAGAAACCCUUCAUGUUUUGAAAAGCAAUAUGGCAACUAAAGUAAAUGAUGCUAGGACACAUUACUAUCAAGUCACUCUCCCUUCAUUCAUUAAAGAAGAUCCUGCUAAAUUCUGGAGAUUUCUGGCUCAAACCAAUGAAACAGUGAAUAAAAUUAAACUGGACGGGAAAUAUGAAACUGAUGGCUUUUUAAUAUCGCAGGCAUUUAAUAAAUAUUUUCACAGUGUCUUCACUUCUUCGACUGCUUAUGUACCCCUACCAGCUAUUCUUAACGAUGUGGACAGUCCUAUUGUCACAAGGGAAGGUGUUUUGAUUUUGCUAAGAAAACUGAGCACCAAAAAAAGUAUAGGACCAGACCAAAUCCCAAAUACAUUUUUAAAGCGCUAUUCUACACAGAUUAGUGAUUUCUUGGCAGAGGUAUUUAAUAAAUCAUUG